Molecule: messenger RNA, 7039 nt
Organism: Macrobrachium nipponense
Lineage: Eukaryota; Metazoa; Arthropoda; Malacostraca; Decapoda; Palaemonidae
Gene: crn
Product: crooked neck-like protein 1
Biological process (GO): spliceosomal complex assembly; mRNA splicing, via spliceosome
Cellular component (GO): U2-type catalytic step 2 spliceosome; post-mRNA release spliceosomal complex; precatalytic spliceosome
Molecular function (GO): protein binding
Source: RefSeq, a predicted model, not a curated record
CAAGUAAUCUAGGAGUCAUCUCUGUAACUAGCUUUACUGUUUACUAGUAACCAAGGAACAGGUGCUGGCAUAGAGCUAUAUGGCAUAGCAGUGUGUAGUUUGCGCGAAACUGUGUUUUUCUGUGGAGUGAACGUUUAGUUGGAGGAACCAGGAACCAAGAAGAAGAGGAAGAAGAAGAGCACAACUGACGGCGUGAUGUAAACAAAACGUAUUUUGACGUCUCUUAAUAAUUUCACAGGGUUUAGAAGUGCAAAUAUUUUGUUAUAUAUCAUAAGAAGUACAUAGGCAUCAUGGCAAGUAAACCACAGAAAAUGCCCAAAGUGGCAAAGGUAAAAGACAAGUCUCCAGCAGAGCUCCAAAUCACAGCUGAACAGCUGCUUAGAGAUGCCAAAGAAAGAGAGCUUGAGAUUGUCCCACCUCCCCCAAGACAGAAGAUCUCUGACCCAGAAGAACUCCAGGAAUAUCGUUUGAAGAAAAGAAGAGCAUUUGAGGACAAUAUUAGAAAGAAUAGAGGGAACAUUUCAAAUUGGAUUAAAUAUGCUAAGUGGGAAGAGGAACAAAGGGAAAUUCGCAGAGCCAGGUCUGUGUAUGAGAGAGCCUUAGAUGUUGAUCAUCGAAAUAUAACAUUAUGGUUGAAAUAUGCUGAAAUGGAAAUGCGUUGUCGACAGGUUAACCAUUCACGUAACGUAUGGGAUCGAGCUGUUACCAUAUUACCUCGGGCCAACCAAUUCUGGUAUAAGUACACAUAUAUGGAAGAAAUGUUGAAGAACAUCCCAGGAUGUAGAAUGGUCUUUGAGCGUUGGAUGGAAUGGGAACCAGAUGAGCAAGCUUGGCUAACUUACAUCAAGUUUGAACUUCGAUACAAGGAACUUGACAGAGCCAGACAAAUCUAUGAAAGAUUUGUUUAUGUGCAUCCAGAACCAAAGUACUGGAUAAAAUAUGCUCGGUUUGAGGAAAACCACGGUUACAUUCAAAGUGCUCGACGGGUGUAUGAACGUGCCAUUGAAUUCUAUGGCGAUGACCAUUUUGAUGAAAAUCUCUUCAUCGCUUUUGCCAAGUUUGAAGAAGGACAGAAGGAGCAUGACCGUGCAAGGGCUAUAUAUCGAUACGCUCUGGAUCACAUGCCAAAAGAGAAAUGUCUUACACUGUACAAUGAAUACACAAGACACGAAAAGAAAUAUGGUGAUAAGUCGUCUAUUGAUGAUGUGAUAACAAGCAAGCGGAAGUUCCAGUAUGAAGAGGCAGUGAAAGAAAAUCCAAAUGAUUACGACACCUGGUUUGAUUAUGUACGAAUGCUGGAAGCUGAUGGUAAUGUGGACCUCGUUCGUGAAAUAUAUGAAAGAGCCAUUUCAUGUGUACCUCCUCUGAAAGAGAAGCGUUACUGGCGGAGGUACAUUUACCUUUGGAUUUAUUAUGCAGUCUUUGAAGAGCUAACGACAAAAGAUAUGGAGAGAGCUAGACAAGUGUACCAAAUGUGCAUCCGUGUUAUCCCUCACAAAAUCUUUACAUUUGCUGAAAUUUGGCUGCUGUAUGGAAAGUUUGAAAUUCGUCAGAAAGAUUUGAGCACAGCCAGAAAAUAUUUGGGUCAGGCUCUUGGAAUGUGUCCUAAGCACAAACUCUUUCGAGGUUAUAUUGACCUAGAAAUAAAACUGCGAGAGUUUGACAGGUGCCGAAAAUUAUAUGAAAAGUGGGCUGAAUUUGAUCCAGAGAACUGCAAAAUGUGGAUCCAGUUUGCAACCUUAGAAGCGAUGUUAAACGAUGAAGCAAGAGCUCGUGGCAUUUAUGAAUUAGCAAUCGCACAGCCUCGAUUAGACAUGCCUGAAUACAUGUGGAAGUCAUACAUUGAUUAUGAAGUUGAACAGGAAGAAUGGGACAGAGUAAGAGGUCUGUAUGAACGACUUCUUGAACGUACACAUCAUGUGAAAGUUUGGAUUAGUUAUGCUAAAUGUGAGCAUUCUAUGCCUGCAGAGGAUAACAUUCAGCGUACACGGGCCGUGUUUACAAGAGCCAACCGUGCUUUACGAACCUGUCAAGAAAAAGAGCAAAGACUGAUGCUUUUAGAAGCUUGGAAAGACUUUGAGGAUGAAUUUGGUGAUAAAGAGAGUGAAAGCAAAGUUAAACAGCUGAUGCCAAGGAAGGUGACCCGCAGACGACAGGUCACAACAGAAGAUGGGUCACAAAGCCGUUGGGAGGAAUUUGUAGAUUAUAUUUUCCCAGAUGAUGAAGCUGCCAAACCAUCUCUCCUUCUUUUAGCUAAAGCUAAAGAAUGGGCUAAGAAACAACAGGUGGAAAAAGAUAAUGAUGAAACUCAAGAUGUUAAAGGCGACAAAGAAGGUUAUGAAGAAACUGCUCCACUUGACCCAAAUAUUGACCGUGAUGACAGUGAGGUAGAAAUUGGAACAACAAGCAGUGAAUCCUCUAGUGAAAGUGAUGAGAAAGGGAAGGAUGCAAGAAAAGAGAAAACACAUAAAAGAAAGUCAAGGGGAAAUCUUGGGAGAGAUGAAAGAAUGCAAAGAGCACAAAGAAGAGAAAGUUCUGAUACAUCUAGCAGCAGUAGCAGUGACGAAGACAAUGAAAAAGUUGCUAAAGAAAGGAAAAAGCAGCCCGUAAGAAGAAAGGAUAAAGGGAAAAGUUAUUCCUCCGAUAGUGACAAAGAAAGGCAAGGGAGAAGAUCUUCAGAUAGCAGUGACAGCAGUGACAGUGAUGAUGAUGAAAGAAAAAAAAGAAAGAGGUCAAGUAGUGAGAGUGACAGUAGCAGUGACGAUAGAGCAAGUAGUAACCACAAGAAACGGUCACGUAGUAGGGAAAGCAGUAGAAAUCGUGAUAAAGCUUCAAAAGGGAAAAGGUCAUCUAGUGAUAGUGAUAGUUGAUAAAAGGGGCAUAAUAGAAUUUAAAAAGCACUGAUAUAUGGUGAACUUUUAAUUUUACUGUGUUUUAACAAAUGUUUGUACAAUAUUGAAUGGUAAUUCUCUCUCUCUCUCUCUCUCUCUCUCUCUCUCUCUCUCUCUCUCCUCUCUCUCUCUCUCUCUCUCUCUCUCUCUCUCAUGUCAGUAAUGAUAUACCUUCAAUAGGCAUUGCUCUUUCCACUGGUACCAGAGCCCAUAAGCAGAGAAACAGGGUUUUGUGAAACACUUGACGCAUAUUUAUUUUUGAAUGCCAUAAUGAAUUUGAGUGUAUAGAUAGAUGUGCAGCAAAUAUACUAGACAUUGGAGGUAUCAUUGAUGUUCAUGAACAAAUACAGCAUGAUAAGUAUCCUGUCAUAAAACUCAGCAGAAUGUUCACUGUAAAUCUAUGAAUCAACUUUACCAAGGACUGUAGGGAUGUAUCCAUUUGCUCAUAUUAAUAUUAUUAUUAUUAUAUUAUUAUUAUUAAACUUUUGCCUAGGACUGUAGGUGUGGUUGUAUUAUUAUUAUCAUUUUUUUUUUAUCUCAGUCAUCGUAUUUUACUCUGUGGUUUUUAUAGUGUGGGGUUCCAGGUUGCAUCCUACCUCCUUAGGAGUCCAUCACUUUUCUCACUGUGUACGCUGUUUCUAAUAGCACACUCUUCUGCUUGAAUCCUCGAGCUACUUCAGCCUGUAGUUUUUCCAGGUUCCUUUUCAGGGAUCUGGGGAUUGUGCCUAGUGCUCUAUGAUUAUGGAUACAGUUUCCAUUGGCAUAUCCCUGAAAAGGAAAAUUGGCAUAUCCCAUAUCCUUCUUAUUUCUAUUUUCAGGUCUUGAUACUUAUUAAUUUUUUCUCUUUCUUUCUCAUCUACUCUUGUGUCCCAUAGUAUUGCGACAUCAAUAAGCAAUCCUUUCUUCUUGAUUUUGUCAAUCAGCAUCACAUCUGGUCUAUUGGCAAGUACCACCCUAUCUGUUCUGAUACCAUAGUCCUAGAGGAUCUUUGCCCGAUUGUUUUCUAUUACUCCCUCAGGUUGGUGUUCAUACCACUUACUACUGCAAACUAGUUAUUAUUAUUAUUAUUAUUAUUAUUAUUAUUAUUAUUAUUAUUAUUAUUAUAUAGCUGUCUUAUGGAGUCCUGGGGGGUCGCCUAUGAGAAUGUAACUCCUCCGAAGACUCACAGUGGGUACUGUAUAUAGGUUUUUCCUACUUCAAAACCUGUUUUAUCAUUAUUAUUUGGGAAAGGCUAUUCCUUAGCAGAUUUCAUUAUACAGUUUUACUACAAUGCGCAUGUUCUUUAUUAUAAGAAAUUUUUUGUUUCUUAUAGUUUGAUUCUUCUCAUUGGGAGUAAAUGCAAUAAACUCAUCGGGUCUUCCAAAUUAUUGUUAGCUUAGGGUAAUGUUGUUUGGUUGCAUUUCAUUGUAGCAGCAUAAGUGCAUUUUUAGGGACCUUAACUGCAUAUUCCUUAUACAUUGCAACAUUACAUUGGAAAAAUAGAUAUAUCCUGUGUGCAGUGUGAAACUUACAACCUCUCUGCAUACUGAGCAAUGGCAAUGUAGUGAACUGGAGUGCUAUUUGUGUAAUUUGAAAGUUACAAGCUCAAAUUUAAGCCACAUAACCAAAAUUGUUGUUGGUUUUACAAUACAGUGAAGGCUAGUAGUUUUGCUAUAUUUGGUAUAUUACCUGGUUAUCGAGGAAAUUAAAACUAUCAAAAUUAAGAAUAUGUACAGUACACGAAAAUAGAAAAGGACUCAUUUACAGUAUAAUAUGAUGAUGUGAAGUUGACAAAAAACUGUUUUUUUUUCCAAAUUGAGUGAGCAGUCACUGUUAAAUUUUGAAUUGGGAAUUGCAGAGAUACUUAACAUAUCGUAUGUAGUUCGAUGAUUGUGCAUAUCAUUGUGAUGAGAGAGUUUAUUCAUUCUGUUCUAGUGUUCUGUAAAUAACUGUAGACUUUUCUUUGUAAUUCUGUGGAAGAUUCUUUACAUCUAGUUUAUUAAGUGGUAACUGUUUUAUAAGAAUAUAAUAAGAAUUUACGAUAGACACUGAUUGUGCAAGGAAGCAAUUAAAAAAAGUAGAAUUAUGCUUAUAAUUUUUUCUUCCCCCAAGGGUUUUUACAUUAAUGCUGCAAUCUGUUACUGAGAAAAUAUUGAUGACAGUAAGAUAUUGGUUGUAAUCUGAAUAAGUCUUCAUAACCUUCGGUCUUUUAAUGGAAUUUUGUAAGAUGGUAAGUGAUAACUAAAAUACUAUACUAUAUGUCAUCACUUACCAACAACUAUUUCAUAAGAUAUGUACGUUUUUUAGCAACACACAUCUCAGAUUUCAUAGCCCCACCAUCACGGCUGUAAAAAGGAUUAAUACACAGUGAUAUAAUAAAAAGACUCGUCCUAAUAACUAACAUACAUUUAAAAUUCAUAGAAAACCUACUACAAUGCUAAGAAAAUUACCAUCUCUAGUGAAAGGAAGAAGACGAGUGACCAGAAGAAGAAGGAAAGGUUCCAAGUAAACAUAGUUAUGCCAGGUAAAGAGGGGUAGCAUUAGUUUUAUUGUUUAAUUUUGGAACUAUUGUUUUUAUGGAAAGCGAUUUGAAGACAGCAAGCUCUUGAGGAGAAGAAGCCCGUUUAAUUAUUUUGAAGUGUUUGUAUUCUAUAUUGAAUUUGCAUUUUUUUUAAUGUUCUCUAAUGUUCGAGAAUUCUGGUGAAGACAACCGGACACCUGUUCCAUAACUCACCCCCCUGUGGCAAUCAAUGCGGACUUUAAGAAGCCUACGUGAGGCCCUGACAUAAUUUCCCAAACUACAUUUGGGACACGAAAAUAAAUAGAUGGCAUUGGAAGUCAGAAGUGGGCUCAGCUUUUCUUUAUAUCUAAAUAAAGACCCAAUAGUUAAUGGGUUUCUUACGAUAAGUUGUCUUUUUUAUGGCCGGACAGUGUUCACGUACUAAACGUUUAACUUUGGUAUAAAACAUUGUAUCACUGAUAAACAGGACACUAGCAAAGAAAGGCAAUCUAGGAGCAGUUGGUCUGUUAUUUUUCUCUAUUAAUUUAUUUUUUAAAAACUUGGUUAGGUAUUUGAAGAAAACCUUAGCUGGAUAGCAGUUAUCGGUGAAGUAAUGUUGUAAAACAGUAAUCUCAUUGUGAAAUUCAGACCAGCCAGAGGAGAGAGAAUAUGCCCUGUGGAAGAGGGUAUGUAAAGCGUUUACUUUAAAGUUAAAACUACAAAAGCUGUAAACAUUUGUCCCUAGUCCAGUAAAAGUCUUUUUCUAAAAAUUAUUAUUUUCAUAAUCAAUUGUAAACUUGAUAUUAGGGUGGGCUGAAUUGGCAAAUUCUAAGAAGGAAUCAGCCCUGUCUCUGUCUCAAAAAAGAAUAAAUGUAUCAUCAACGUAAUGGCAGUAAAAGAGAGGAUGAUUAGCUAGAGGGCAAUUGUCCAACUGCUCCUCCAGUUCACACAUAAAAUUAUUUGCAAAGAUGUGGCCUAAAGGACUGCCCAUUGCCAUACCAUCACUUUGUACAUAGGACUUCCCAUUAAAAAUAAAGGCGGUGUCCUGCACUGCCAAAGUUAGAAAUUAGAAGCUUCUUAAAAUUGUUAUAAUUAAAACCAUGAAACAGAACAUCAUUAUUAGUAAAAAUCUUGUUUAAAAUAAUUUGAAUUGUUUCUUCCACAGGGAUAUUGGUGAACAAAGACUCUACAUCAAGGCUAACCAUAAAAAGAUCCGAAUCUUGAGACAAUAUUCUUUCUUUAAAUUGUUCAGCGUUUUUAAUGGUAUAAUUAUUAUGAGAGAAUUCUGUUAAUAGCGGUACUAAAUAUUUAGCCAACUUGUAAUUAGGGGCGUCAUAAGAUGGUAGAAUCGGUCUUAAAGGAACACCUUCCUUGUGUACCUUACUUAGGAAGGCCAUACUUUCAAAUUUCUGCCAGCGUCUGGCGGGUUGAUGAAGUCGCACAAAGCUGUAAGCGGUGUAGUGCGGCCCCACAACAAAAGAGGUAAGAACCCGCACGGUGCCAUGCCACACCGCACCACACCCCACGUGGUGUGAUGUGGUGCGACGUCAUACCACCGGCGAGGGAGUGUUAUGUUACGGUGCUGUGCGGUGCCCCUGAGGUGCCCUUACGGCGCCUUCAUACAUGAUUAAUAAAUGGCACACACAUGUUGUGGGGCGUGUGGCGUACU